Daphnia magna is the source of this 819-nucleotide messenger RNA. RefSeq lists its product as uncharacterized. NCBI's taxonomy places the organism in Eukaryota, Metazoa, Arthropoda, Branchiopoda, Diplostraca, Daphniidae. Bases 1 to 747 code for a protein of 248 amino acids. The transcript is spliced from 2 exons. The record is from RefSeq and is a predicted model, not a curated record.
AUGAAUAAAUAUACUUUUGCGAAAGUGGUCAUCAGUGUCACUAUUUUGGCUACCGCGUAUGCACCGCCCGAUAGGCUGCUAAGCACAUUUUUUGGAAAUACAUUUGAUGACCCGAAUCAUCCGCCUGAAUGGGCGGAACGAACUGUAGUUCAGGAAGUCAAAUCAAAGCCUAACUCGGGACACACCAUUGUACGGAGGAAUACCCUUACUUUGAGUGAAUCCCUACCGGAACCCAAACCAGGCUAUUUUUUAAAUGGAGACAGUAAAGUGGAAUUUAACGCGACGAUUAAGUUACAACUCGAAAGACGACUCUUGCAGCAACAAAUUAAGAAGACAGAGCUUGCUGAAAAUGCACUUUUCGAGGCUCGGAGAAAAGUUAAAGAAUUAGAGAUUGAAGUCAACAAGACACAAGGAUUGGCUACCAUUGAAAUCCUUAAAGACAUUAUCAGGCAGACUGCAAUAAACGCGACGUUGCUCCUCCAAAAAGAAAGGGCAGUUGCCAAUGCCACUAUAACACAGCUACAAAAAGAAAACGAAGAUUUGAAGAUUCGAAGCAAAGAAGUUGCUGUAAGUAUAGUUUCAGAGUUGGAUAAAAACGCGACCCUUGUCCUUCAAGCGGAAAAGAAAAUUGCCAGUGAGAAAUUACAGCUGUUGCAAAAACAAUACGAUGAGUUGAAGGGGAAAUGCGACCAAAAAGAUGCGGAAAUAACGAAAAUAGAGUCAUGCUGCGAGAAAAGAAUAUGUUAGUUGUUACCUCAAUCCAUACCUAUCGAAUAAUUCUUCAGCUUAAAAAUAAAUGUACUUCCUCUUCAUAAAAAA